AUGCACGUGGAUUCUGCAGCGUUCGAAUAUCUUCCUCGAUCGACGUCGGACUCCAAUAACGUCGCUAGAAACCAUAUUGUAUUCAUUCUUGUCGCUCAUACCCAGCAGCCGCUGCAAAAAGUGGCCAUGUCUGACCCGACCUCCCUCGAGUCCCUCCGAGCCGAGAGGAGACACCACUGGAAUGCUCUCGACACGGAUCCCAACCCUCACCAAUACAAUGCCUUUGCAUUUCUGGCAUGGGCUAAACUGACGCUCAUUCUGCAACGGGUGGCUAUGACGGGUCGAAGGAGGCUCGCGCCUGCUCGUACUUUCUGUGCUUCGGCGCGUAGGGAGACAUAUUCACUCCCGGACGUGUCGUUGUCUUCCAAAGCCAAGUUGUCUGUCUUGUCCCUGCGACAUGGCCGCCAGACGGCUUUCUCUUCCCCUUUUUGCUUCUUCCAUUCGUACUCCUUUGGAAACGCUUUGCUCUUACCUUGCAUAUUCUCACCUACAGCAGUGCUGUCUGUGCUUUCGCUUCUGUCCUGGGAGCUCACCAUGGCGUCGAGCUUACUGAUCUUGACGACCUUGAGUCUUGUCAGUCUCGCAUCUAGUCGACCGUCGGUCUAUUUCCCCUUCAAUUCUCAAUUGCCUCCCGUUGCUAGGACAGCCAAAGUCUUCUCCUACACCCUAUCGCCGCAGACAUUCUUCUCGGAAUCCAACAUCACGUACAGCUUGAACGACGGUCCACGAUGGCUGUCUAUCGAUGAGCAGACCGGGCAUCUGUACGGGACGCCGGAAGAGGAGGAUGUACCCGAUGGGGAGGUCGUCGGGAUACCCGUCGACAUUAUCGCCACAGAUGACUCUGGUUCGGAGACCAUGACCGCAACUUUCGUGGUAUCUCGAAACCGUGCCCCUGAAGUCGCCAUUCCCCUGUCGGAGCAAAUACGGGACUUUGGCGACCGCGCAGCUCCAGACGCCUUGGUAUCAUAUCCGUCCUCCCCCUUUUCCUUCACAUUCGCCGAAGACACGUUCUCGCCCCCGGGUCCUCUCAACUACUACGCUACGUCCGCCGAUAGCAGUCCUUUACCGUCCUGGAUUCUGUUCGAUGCCGGCAACUUGACCUUCUCCGGCCAGACACCGCCGUUCGAGAACCUCAUCCAACCUCCACAGACCUUCAGCUUUCAUCUUGUCGCUUCCGACGUGGAGGGCUUCUCUGCCGCCUAUGUACUCUUCUCCCUUGUCGUCGGCAGUCGCAAAUUGACCAUGGCCGAUCCAGUCGUGAGACUGAACGCUACACGAGGAGCAUCUAUAUCCCACCGUGGUCUCAGGGACGAAAUCGAGUUGGAUGGGGAGGCGGUCAAUCCAGCUGAGCUCACCGUCUUGACGGAGAAUAUGCCUGAGUGGUUGUCGGUAGACGAGUCUACAUUGGAGAUUCGAGGGAGACCCCCGACUGAUGCCCGAUCCAGCAACUCUACUAUCAUCCUCCAAAAUUCCUUGUCCGAUACCCUCAGCAUUCAGAUGGUCGUCACUAUCGCCACUGAUAUCUUCCGAAGGACAGUUUCGGACUUGGAAGCUACGGCCACAGAAGACUUCUCUCUCGAUUUAGAACCGUAUCUCUGGAGGCCCGAGGAUGUUUUUCUUGAAAUCGAAACGGACCCCUCUCAAGACUGGAUCGAACUCGACGGACUUGUCAUAUCGGGUACGCCGCCAGUGCCGUCUAGUCAAGGCGACACCAUUCAGCUCACUCUACGUGCGACCGAGAGAAGCUCUGGUGAAAGUGAAACAGAAGUCGUACGCCUAGGCGUGCUUUCGCCCGCCGAUCUGUCCUCCACCACGUCUACUUCGACCCCAACCAUCGCUCCUACGGCCUCCGAAACUCCAACAGAGAGCGAGAGCUCCGACUCCGAGCCUGGAUUGACUCUCGGCCCUGGCUUGAGUGCUGAACAAAUCAUGCUGGCCGUGCUGGUCCCAAUCAUCGUCAUCGCAUCUCUAGUGCUGUUGCUCUUAUGUCUCCGACGAAGACGGGAACGCAAGUUUCGGAAGAUCCAGGGCCAAGACAUCUCCCGUCCCGUUCCUGGGAGCUUCGUCGAAAACGGCAGCCUGUAUGACGACGCCAGGUCCGCGAAGGCUCACGGAGCCAUCCCGCCUCCCGAAGCCGCAAAUCGACCGGGUCAAAUGGGGUAUUGGCGUGCUGCUUUGCGGAGGUUCAGAUCGACACGUUCGGUGGCGUCGAGCUUAGACGGCGGCUCCCAGCCCAGUAUCACGCAAGAACCCCCUACUUUGCCCAAACUACCUUCUGUUGGUUAUUAUACCCUGCCUGGCGCACAAAACUCGUGGCUCACCGGAGAGGACAUCGCCGGGGAGCCAAGUAGGAACCGCCUGUCACAACGGCGGAGCCGCUAUUCUGUCCUGAGCUUGUACGACAGCAUGCGCGACAUUGCAUCCAACCCGCCCUUUUCCCGCAACCAAACAGAGAGCUCCUUUCGGGGCAAAUUGGACGUCACCAUCCCUUCCGCAGACGAUCUUAGCAUGAGCUUCCAGCCGAUGGGAGGGACCGCUCAGGCAGUCGACAAAAGCAAACAACCUGAGGGGUCUUCACAAGCCAAUGAAGUUGACAUUCCGGCCCUGUCUGCGGCGGCCAGUUCCGACGCACUCUCGUGUAUUCCUGAACGAUCAAGCCCGCUAGGAUCCCACCCGACGUACGCCAGGAAGCUUCCCCUCGGCAGCCGUCCAAGGGGUUUCAGAGUCUACAGCGACAGCGACGCCAUAUCGCAGCCGAGUUUCGAGACUUUAUCGGGCUACAGCGAAUGGCGAGGUGAUCCCAAGUCACUUCAACGGCACGAGUCUCAAUCUCGGUGGAGCGACAUGUCACGUACGCGGCCCGUGAGCCGCCGGUCGGAUGCCAGUCCUUGGUUCGGCGGCCGCUCGGUAGCGCCGCCGCGCCAUCCCCGUCGAUAUCAGUUUUCGGCGGAUACGUCGUCCUCGCUGCUGUCGGGAUCGGUGCGAUCGGUGUCGGCAGGUUCAGGACCUCGGGGUGAUGAAAACGAAAACUGGCAGACGAUUCCACCCAAGGCGGUGGUCCGCAGGACGGUGAACUGGCAGACCAUACCGUCUGAAUCUCUCGGGCUACGGUACCAGGAGCGGGAGCUGGUGCACGAGUCGCCGUUCUAUCCGAGCAGGUCGUCGCGAGUGUCGCGACCGGCCAGGUCUCGCAGGAGGCCGUCGACCGCGGUGGGUGGGCAUGGGGAGAAUAAGCGGUACAGCACGUGGAUGGGCAAAGGUGUGUCGCUGCGUGAGCGAAGGGACGGCAGCGAAGGCAGGGAGGGGUCCCAAGAUAGCGAUUCCAGCGUCACCCUGAUGUCGCCGAGCAAGUGGGAGACGGCCCGCAACAGGGAGCCGUUGGCGGAGCGACCGGUCUCAUCUAUUCGCCAGGUGCAGCCGUCGGGGAUGUGGAUGAAGGACGGUGGGUUACCGGGCGGAAGCCGGGGAGGGGAGGGAGAGAACAGAGGCACAUACGAGUCUUCUCCCAAACACUCACAUGCGUCAAAGGGCGAGUCUGAUGUAUCGGACUGGGUGACCGAAGUAUGGUCGUCACUGGACAGGGAGGAUAGUGGUGUUCUGGGGAAGAGGCGGUGCAGGAGCUUGUCGAGGAAGGGGAACAGCCAGAACGAGGGCCUCUCCGCGCUGGGGCGGGAAAACAACGAGACUAGUGACUCGUGCUUCGUGUACAGGCCCAUGUACAACCGUCGGACGGAAAUUGCAAUUCACCCCGCGUUCUGCGAUGGAAAUACGUGGGUCUUGUCGUGGUGUCUGUGGGCUGUGGGCUGUGGGCUGCGGGCUGCGGGGGAUGAUGAGCUCGGGCCGUAUGGAGGGAUGCGGAAUUUCGAGAGUGCAGAAGCCAGGAGCCAGGAUCGAGACCAGAGCUUAUUGGAGUUUGGCUGGUCUUGGCUAGUGCAUCCCGUGCUCACUCCGUCAUUUUCCCUGGAGUCUCUCAUGAACUGA
Molecule: messenger RNA, 3981 nt
Organism: Sodiomyces alkalinus F11
Lineage: Eukaryota; Fungi; Ascomycota; Sordariomycetes; Glomerellales; Plectosphaerellaceae
Exons: 8
Coding region: 1-3981 (1326 amino acids)
Cellular component (GO): membrane
Molecular function (GO): calcium ion binding
Source: RefSeq, a predicted model, not a curated record